Mercurialis annua (annual mercury) is the source of this 2186-nucleotide messenger RNA. RefSeq lists its product as uncharacterized. The transcript has a single exon. Bases 240 to 1910 code for a protein of 556 amino acids. Lineage: Eukaryota; Viridiplantae; Streptophyta; Magnoliopsida; Malpighiales; Euphorbiaceae. Gene Ontology annotation, molecular function: protein binding. The record is from RefSeq and is a predicted model, not a curated record.
GAGCACUGAACAUACUCUCGAACCUUGCGUCUCGCAUUAAAUCUCAUCGUUUCCAACAGUUACCUUGCGUCUCGCAUUAUUUUGGAGUAGUAUCUCUUCAUUCCAACACGCCCACACUUUCCCUCUUCCGUCGCCUGCUCCGUCGCACCUUUUUUUUUCCUCUGCAACAUCCCAGAAUAAACCCUACCGGCUAGCAGUCGCGCCCCUUUCCAAAAGAAAAAAAAAGGAGAAAAAAAGCCAUGAAAGUAGCAGAAAAUGACCCUAUAACUGUCUCAAAUCAGCUCCUACAAUCUUUACUCGAAGAUGAAAUCCCUCAGGUCCAGACUUUUAAAGGCAAAUGGUCACUUAUUAAAUCUAAACUCACUGAUCUCCGAACUCAACUCGUUGAUUUCACUGACUUUCCUUCUUCUUCCAUUUCUACCCCUCUCUGCCUCGACCUUCUCCACUCGGUCUCACAUUCGUUAAACGACGCUGUUUUACUGGCUAAAAAAUGUCAAACUCUUAAAUUAACAGACGGGAAACUGAAAACUCAGAGUGAAGUUGAUUCCGUUUUAGCUAAGUUAGAUCGGCAUGUGAAAGACAGUGAGAUUUUAAUUAAAAGCGGCGUUCUCCAAGACGGUGUCGUUUCAACCGUUUCGUGUACUUCCUCUUCUAAAAGAGAAGCAGUCCGAGUUGAGUCGAGAAAUUUAGUAACUCGGUUGCAAAUUGGGAGCUCCGAGUCAAAGAACUCAGCGAUGGAUUCGCUACUUAGUUUGCUAUUCGAGGAUGAUAAAAAUGUAAUGAUAGCUGUAGCACAGGGGGUUGUUCCUGUGCUGGUUAAACUACUCGAUUCGAGCUCGGUAGAGAUGAAGGAGAAGACUGUAACUGCAAUUUCUAGGGUUUCAAUGGUGGAUAGUAGUAAACAUGUGUUAAUUGCAGAGGGUUUAAUGCUAUUAAACCAUUUGCUUCGUGUUUUAGAAUCAGGGAGUGGUUUUGCAAAGGAAAAAGCCUGUGUUGCCCUUCAAGCUUUGAGUUUUUCUAAGGAGAACGCAAGGGCAAUUGGGUCCAGAGGUGGAAUUUGUUCUUUGUUAGAGAUUUGUCAAGCUGGUACUCCUGGUUCACAAGCUUUUGCUGCUGGUGUGUUAAGAAAUUUAGCUGCUUUUGAGGAAAUUAGAGAGAAUUUUGUCGAAGAAAAUGCGGUUUUUGUUCUUGUUAUGCUUGCAGCUUCUGGGACUGUUUUGGCUCAAGAGAAUGUAAUUGGCUGUUUGUGUAAUUUGGCUAUUGAUGAUGAAAGGUUAAAGCUUUUGAUUGUUAAAGAAGGUGGGAUUGAGUGUUUGAGGAAUUUCUGGGAUUCAAAUCCGCCGUUGAGAAGUUUAGAAGUUGCUGUUGAUUUAAUUAGGCAUUUAGCUUCUAAUCAAGCUAUUGCGGAAGCGCUUGUUUCCGACGGGUUUACUGCGAGGAUUGCGCCGGUGUUGAGCUGUGGAGUUUUAAGUGUCAGAAUUGCAGCUGCUAAAGCUGUUUAUGAGCUCCGUUUCAAUACAAAAACUAGAAAGGAAAUGGGUGAAUUGGGAGUAAUUGUUCCAUUGAUUAAGAUGUUAGAUGGUAAGGCUGCUGAAGAGAAGGAAUCGGCAGCAAAAGCAUUGUCCAGUCUUGUUUUGUAUGCCGGUAAUCGGAGGAUUUUUAGAAAGGAUGAAGGAGGGAUAGUGAGUACAGUUCAAUUAUUAGAUCCUUCGAUACAGAAUUUGGAUAAGCAAUACCCUGUUUCGAUAUUGACCUCGCUUGUGCAAUCGAAAAAAUGUAAAAAACAAAUGAUUGCGGCAGGAGCAGCUUUGCACUUGAAGAAACUCGUCGAGAUGGAUGUAGAAGGAGCAAAGAAGCUCUUGGAUAGUCUUGGCCGUGGCAAGAUUUGGGGCGUUUUUGCCAGGCCAUAGCUGCAACAGAAUUCAAUGAACUAAAGAACAUCGAUUCGAGCUAAUUCGAUCAUCUGUAUGUACAUUACUUGUGUUUAUUUUUUCUCUCGUAUUCAGUUUUGCUUGAUUUUUUUUUUAUUAUCCGUCUUUGUUCAUAAUAUUGUUAGGUUGCAGUAGACGUAAACGUUAGUAGCUUAAAUGUCGUUGGAGUAACUAUUGUAGAGCCGUAAUCUUCGUUUGUUGACCUAACUAGAUUGAAGUCCAUGUUCAUUAUCAAAAACUAAAUAAUUGAUUGUA